AUGGCGAAGCAGCAAGGAACACGCUUCGUGGGGAGGAAGAGUGGAGCAGCGAGGGGAACUGGUGAAGAAGGGCCUAUUCCCUUGUUUCAUGGACUGCAAAAUACUCGCCCAUUGCUUUGGAAAAGCAGUUAUGGAAGUGGGGCUUGGUCGUGGGCAAACUCUGACAGCUUUAUAUCCCCGCCACGAAGAUGCCCUGCAUAUAUGAAUGGAGAUCCAAGAUGGGAAGGUCGUCUGCUCCAUUCUGGAGAAGACAGGUCGCUCGGCAAAGAUAAUUUAGAGUGGCUGCGCGCCAGGCUUCGUCGUCCUCCGGAAGCGCUGCGCGGCGGACUUUAAUUUUGGCGGCGUCCAGAGGUCAUUAAGAACAAUUAGAAGAUAUUCCUAACAUACGCUUCUGUGAAAUAAUGCAAAGUCAUUUGCAGUCUUCUGUAGAUUAUACUUCUAAAAAGUAGAGAAAUGGGUGAAUAUAUUACCUAAAACAGCUCAGUAAAAUAAUAUUCACA
Gryllus bimaculatus (two-spotted cricket) is the source of this 500-nucleotide messenger RNA. The record is from the annotation of a GenBank genome assembly. NCBI's taxonomy places the organism in Eukaryota, Metazoa, Arthropoda, Insecta, Orthoptera, Gryllidae.